AUGCGGCGCUGCGGCAGCCUCAGACAGACACAGACAGACUGGAGCGAGGGCAAGGGAGGCACAUGUGAAGUGAUCGCCGCUCACCGCUGCUGUAACAAGAACCGUAUCGAGGAGCGCUCGCAGACGGUCAAAUGCUCGUGUUUACCGGGAAAAGUGGCCGGAACAACACGCAACAAACCCUCGUGUGUGGACGGUAAGGACCCUCCUCCUCUCUCCACAUUUAGACCAGAUUAA
This is a messenger RNA of Knipowitschia caucasica, 234 nucleotides long. Lineage: Eukaryota; Metazoa; Chordata; Actinopteri; Gobiiformes; Gobiidae. The record is from the annotation of a GenBank genome assembly.